GCAGGCUGGAGCCCGGGGAAUCGCAUCCCCCAGCGCAGGGGCUUUGCUGGGGAGACCGGAGCCUGCCCCGGACCUUGCCCCUGGGCCUGGCCGGGAAGGCGGGGACCAGCCCAGCAUGGCUCCUGGGGGAUUUCAGCUUUGCCGCAGCUGCAGGGCUGGCCCCGGGCACCGGCUGGUGCGGCUGUGCCUGCUCUGGGGGGCUCUCUGCAGCCCGGGCGGCGCCGGCUUCAACCUGGAUACCAAAUUCCUGGUCCUGAAGCGGGGUGGGACCGAAGGCAGCUUCUUCGGCUACUCGGUGGCGCUGCACCGCCAGACGGACGGGCAGGACCGAUACCUGCUGCUGACCGGAGCGCCCCAGGACUUGGCGGCUGGGACAGAGAAUGCCACGCGGACGGGGGCCGUGUACUCCUGCCCCCUGAGUGUCUCCACAAAUGACUGCGAGCGAGUGGACAUCGAGGAGAAGAGUGAACCACGGAAGAACAUCAUUGAGGACAUGUGGCUGGGGGUGACCAUCGCUAGCCAGAGACAGCCCUCGGGGAGAGUGCUGGCCUGUGCUCACCGAUACACCAGGGUCCUAAUGUCUGGCAACGAAGAGCAGCAUCGCAUGGUGGGGAAAUGCUACGUCCGCGGCAAUGACCUGCAGCUGGAGCUGGCUGACGACUGGCAGACCUACCACAACGAGAUGUGUAACUCCAACACCGAGGAGACUGGCAUGUGCCAGAUGGGCACCAGCGGCGGCUUCACCGCCAACACCGUCUACUUUGGGGCACCUGGCGCCUACAACUGGCAAGGGACAAACUACGUGCUACAGCGAGAAAGCUGGGACCUGGUCGACUUCUCUUACCCCAACCAUAAGAACGGCAACAUCUACAUAGGCUACACGGUCCAAGCCACUAGCGCCGUCCUGCACUGGAACCAGGUGACUCUUGUCACUGGAGCUCCCCGCCACCAGCACGCGGGCGCCGUGUACCUGCUGACGAACGUCUCCCGCAACACCCUGGAGAGGAGCGUGGUGCUGCCUGGGGAGCAGGUGGGCUCCUACUUUGGGAGUGCCAUCGCCCUGGCGGACCUCGAUAACGAUGGGUGGCAGGACCUGGUGAUUGGGGCCCCGUACUACUUCGAGCGGAAACAAGAGGUGGGCGGCGCUGUCUACGUGUACAUGAAUGAGGCCGGCAGCUUCCAGAACCGGCCCAGCCUGGUUCUGAAGGGACCCAGCAACUCGGCCUUCGGCUUCGCCGUGGCCAGCAUCGGGGACGUCAACCAGGACGGCUUCCAGGAUAUCGCCAUUGGGGCUCCCUUCGAGGGCUCUGGCAAGGUCUACAUCUACCACAGCAGCUCAGGGGGGCUGGUGGCCAAGCCCCGGCAGGUGAUCAGCGGGGCAGAGCUGGGCCCAUCUGGCAUCCAGACCUUCGGGUACUCACUGAGUGGGGGGCUGGACGUAGAUGGAAAUUCCUACCCCGAUCUGCUGGUGGGGAGCUUGUCCGAGCAGAUAGCUCUGCUCAGAGCUCGACCUGUGAUCAACAUCUUGAACAAAACCUUCACUGUGAGCCCCAGCGUGGUGGAUCCGGCCAAGUGCACCCCAAACUCCUGCAUCCAGGUGCAGAUCUGCUUCUCCUACAACCAGAGUGCUGGAGACCCCAAGUACAAGGAGCAAAUCAACCUGCUAUACACCCUGGAGGCUGACAAAGACCGGCGCCCAGCCCGGGUGAGGUUUGCUGGGACGCACUCCGCUGUUUACAAGGGCGUCUUCACCAUGCCAGCCACCAAGUGCCAUGACCUGCAGCUCCUCCUGCUGGAGAACAUCCGGGACAAGCUGCAUCCCAUAGCGCUGCACAUGAGCUACGCCCUGGAGGAGAAGGCCAGGCGCUUCCAGCUGGGGCCCCGCUCCCUCAACGCCUUCCCUGUCCUGAAUGAGGAUCAGCCCCGGGAGAACCACACCGAGAUUAACUUCCAGAAAGAAUGCGGCCUGGACAACAAGUGUAACAGCAACCUGCAGCUGCAGUGCGCCUUCGUCAACGAGCAGAACCAGCCGCUGCCCCGGCUGAACGGGACCCAGGUGCUGCAGUACAGCCGGGACGUCAGGAAGCUGCACCUGAGCAUCAAUGUCACCAACGCCCCCUCGACAGGCAGCAACGGCGAGGAUGCCCACGAGGCCCUGCUCAACAUCACCGUGCCCCCCGCCCUGCUGCCCUCCUCCGUCCGGCCCAGUGGUGCCUGCACCUUUGAGGAGACGGUGCUGUGUGACCUGGGAAACCCCUUCAAGAAGAACCAGAGGGCAGAGCUGAUCAUCACCUUCGAAGCCAUUAACAUCACCCUGGAGACCCGCGAAGUCAUGGCCCAGCUCCAGCUCUCCACGCUGAGUUACCAGGAGGACCUGCAGCCAGUGUGGGCCGAGCUGCUCGUGGACUACACUGUCCAGGCGUCUCUCACCAUGACGUCCCGGCCCCUCCAGACGUCCUUCAGCGGGAAGGUGAUGGGGGAGUCAGCCAUGAAGAGCGAGCUGGAUGUGGGGAGCCCAGUCAGGUUCGAUUUCCAGGUGAGCACCAAGGGGGAGUCUCUGGGCUCGCUGGGCACCAUCGUCCUGGGCUUCGAGUGGCCCUACGAAAUCCACAACGGCAAAUGGCUGCUGUACCCCACGGAGAUCCUCGUGAGCGACAAGGGGAGCUGGCACUGCCGGCCACCGGGGGGCGUCAUCAACCCCCUCAACCUCACCCUCCUGGACGGUGGCGCCUCCACCAGGCAGAAGCGCGAUCUGGAGGCGGCGCUGCAGGCCGACCCCCCCGUCACCCUCGCCGCCUCCAAGAAAGCCAAGUCAGAAACGCUGCUGAGCUGCUCCAAGGGGACGUCCCGCUGCAUCUGGUUCCAGUGCCCCAUCCGGGACGCCAGGCACACAACGAACGUCAGCGUCCGAGCACGGGUGUGGAACAGCACCUUCAUCGAGGAGUUCAGUGACUUCGACCGUGUCAAGGUGACGGGACUGGCGACACUGUUCCUCAAGACAAAUGUUCCCACCGUCAACAUGAAGAACCACACGGUGCAGUUCUUUGUGGACAUCGACUCGGAGCUUGUCGAGGAGCAGCCAGCGGAGAUCGAGCUGUGGCUGGUGCUUGUGGCGGUAGGGGCAGGGCUGCUGCUGCUGGGGCUGAUCAUCCUGCUGCUGUGGAAGUGCGGCUUCUUCCGGAGGGCGAGCACCCGUGCCAUGUACGAGGCCAAGGGCCAGAAAGCGGAGAUGAAGAUCCAGCCGUCUGAAACGGAGCGGCUGACUGAUGACUACUAGCUCAGGGCUGCCCCUUUGCCCUGAGAGCCCACUCCAUCCUCUUGUGCGACUUCUUCAAGCGGACCCGCUAUUACCGGAUCAUGCCCAAGUACCACGCGGUGCGGAUCCGCCAGGAGGAGCGCUACCGGCCUGCUGACGG
Gopherus flavomarginatus (Mexican gopher tortoise) is the source of this 3416-nucleotide messenger RNA. It is a transcript of the gene ITGA3, whose product is annotated as integrin subunit alpha 3. Gene Ontology annotation, molecular function: integrin binding. The record is from RefSeq and is a predicted model, not a curated record. Gene Ontology annotation, cellular component: integrin complex; external side of plasma membrane. Gene Ontology annotation, biological process: integrin-mediated signaling pathway; cell-cell adhesion; leukocyte migration. Bases 116 to 3277 code for a protein of 1053 amino acids. Lineage: Eukaryota; Metazoa; Chordata; Testudines; Testudinidae. The transcript is spliced from 26 exons.